GUCGGUCCACUCGACCGCCAAAACUGAUAAUGCCCCAGUCUCUCCGGUUAUAAACUUAUACUUAAACUCUCCUAGACUUUUGCCUCCCAUCAAUACCUCCUUUUGACAACGAAGGAAUCCACGAUAACUACGUACGAGUCAUGGCGUCCUUGGAGGAGAUCCUGAAGCCAUGGUUCACGAAUGAAGUGAUGAUUGUCCAGCCUGUUGUGUCGCUGACGGUUACCUGGUUUGUAUACGGGUUCUACAUCGGUCUUUUCAUCGUGACCCUGCACAACCUAUACAAGCAUCAUCCAGCCAACCAUAAGCUUUACCUCACAUGGACCAUAUUGUUGUUCUUCCUAUGCACUCUGAACAAUAUAAUCGAGACGUGGUAUCGAGUUCGGCAGGCGAUCAAAAUCUACACUGGAGAGCAUACGAAGGAUUAUCCACCUCUGCUCUCGUACGCGCAGCACGAUACAAUCAAGACAAUCCAGAGAGGAUUUUUAAUGAUCUUACCGAUCAUAGCAAAUCUUACCGCAGAAACCAUGCUUAUUCAUCGUUGCUAUUUGGUGUGGUUCAAGAACAAAUGGGUGGCGACCACCUUGAUCUUCCUUUCACUGGCGUUGAACACUGUUGGCCUCGCAGGUUGUAUCAUGUUCACUAAAGGUUUCAGCAAUACCAGUAUCAAUCCCAAGAAUGUCAAUCUUCUACUCAAGGGUAAUUCUAUCAAUAACGGGUAUCUAAUUGCGAAUGCAGUCUUUAACGGCCUUUUGACCGCGUUGACCGCCGGGCGAAUCUACCUGAUCAGUCGCGAAGCACGCAAGCAUCUCGAUGCUAAGCUUCACUCAACGUAUCGAACUGUUGUAGCUAUUAUAAUCGAAUCUGGAUUGCUCUACCCAGCUUCUCUUAUCAUCUAUAUCGUCAUUCUAUUAAAGUUGGACCCGGAUAACCAGAGUUUACUCCCUGUUGAUCUCAGUCCGUUGUUUAUGCAAGCUGCUGGAAUCGCACCGACUCUGAUUAUCGUUCGCGCGCUGCAAGGAAAGACGACGGAUAGCGUGGACCAAGUCGUUUCUGCAAACAAUCACAGAACGAAUACUGAACCGAUCUCGACUACGAAGAGUGGGAUUCGGUUUGUUGGUGCGGGGGGUCCGAGGGCAAGGGCGGGGGGAGGAGGAGGAGCAACAACAAUCCACACUAUCACGACUGACCUGGGAGAGAUAUCCGAUGAAUUUCACCACACAGUUGACCUGCCGAAUGGAAAUCACUCAAGCUCUGGGGGGAGCCUUUCGGGGAGUGACCUGGAGAAAGAGAGACAGCAGAAGGAGGGGGUUUUGGUUACUCCAGCUGAAGUGUAA
This is a messenger RNA of Marasmius oreades (fairy-ring Marasmius), 1334 nucleotides long. RefSeq lists its product as uncharacterized. The transcript is spliced from 10 exons. The coding region runs from base 141 to 1334 and encodes 397 amino acids. The record is from RefSeq and is a predicted model, not a curated record. Lineage: Eukaryota; Fungi; Basidiomycota; Agaricomycetes; Agaricales; Marasmiaceae.